Molecule: messenger RNA, 3201 nt
Organism: Ceraceosorus guamensis
Lineage: Eukaryota; Fungi; Basidiomycota; Exobasidiomycetes; Ceraceosorales; Ceraceosoraceae
Exons: 2
Coding region: 1-3201 (1066 amino acids)
Source: RefSeq, a predicted model, not a curated record
AUGUCCAGCGCAACCCCUUUGACGCCUGUGCGCGGCGAUCAAGUCGCAUCCAGCAGCUCUUCCUUCAACUUCAGCUCGUCGCUGAGUGGACGCAGAAAGAGACAUGCCAGGAGCGCGGCUGUGACGGGAUCCGCUUCUGGCGCUGAAGCUGGAGGGGCAGGGGAAGGAGCAGGAGCAGCAGCAGCAGCAGCAGCAGCAGCAGGAGGGUCAGUGGGAUCCUUCAUUCCCCACACGCACUCUUCCACCUCCACCACCACCACCUCCUCCUCCUCCUUCUCUGCUGCUUCUCCCUUCCUCUCUUCCAAGCCGCAAAGCACCUCCACCACCACCUCCCUGCAAACCGAUCCCGACACGCUUCUUCGCACUCUUUCGCUGAAAGAAGUGCAACAAAUGCAGAGGGUUGUUCAGAUCGGUAAAGAGGAGCUUUCGCAAAGCUUGAAAGGGUUGGUCAGGAAGAGGUAUGCGGAUCUCUUGAAUAGUGCCGAUACCAUCAUUGCGAUGGGAAGCAGCGCUGCUGGGCUGAGCAGCGCUUUGGGACGCGUCAGCUGGGCGUGCGCUGGUGCAGGUGAUGGGGCCAGUGCAGGUGGAGAGCAGGCUGAACACGAUCAGCAUCAGACGACGACGACGACGACGACGACGAUGGACGAAGAGGAGAAAAGGCUGUUGGGGUAUACGAGUUGCCUCAAGUACAUUCAAGAGAGCCCACCCAUCGUCUGGGCUUGUAUUGGCCUGGCGGAGCAAUACGCGAAUGGCCACGUAGUCUCGCGUGCUGCGGUAGCAGGGCAGCACGAGCAUGAGCAUGAGCAAGCGGAGAUCGCACGCCAUGCGGAAAGGGGAGGCGAGAAAGAGGAGGAGGAGGAGGAUGUGCAUAGCAGGGUCAUUCGUGUCGCUUGGAGGUUGCGGAUAUGCCAGGCUUGCUGGGAUGUUGUACAGGCGCGUCCGGAUGUAUGCAACAUGUUCCCCUACAUCAAGGAGAUUCAUACCGCAUUAGACCCUUUAUGCAUACGCUUCCGCGAUGCCGUAGAAUCGCUCUUGAGGGUGGAAACGGCUUACAAGGUGAGCACAUUCGAGCGCUCGCUCUUGCCCCUCUCCGCGCUCAAGGCUUCGGCAGCUAACGAGCGAACGCGCUCGUAUUCUGCACCACGCCGCCACGCCAAUCAGCCCACUUUGACUCUUCUACUCUCCCAGCAACUCCUCUCCUCCCACUCAUCAACGACGACGACGAAGACGAAAAGGACAGCGACGACUUUCUCACUAGACAAUCUCCUGCGCGCCCGUCUCGCAUCCUUGCGUCUCCUCUUGGCCAAUCAACCGACGCCCCACCUUUCGCGCUCGCACUCGGAGUCAAAGUACGCGCACGCGCUGACGCUGUUCGCAAAGACUGUGCUGCAGGUGCUGCAUGGCUUUAUCCUUGUCGAACAGAUGGGAGAAGCGAAAAAGACGCGCUUCGAAAUGUUGCUGGAGCGUCUUUGGACGCCUGCUGUAGAGACGGCAGGGCACGAUUCGAACGGCACAUUAUCGGCAUCAAACGUCGCGCGCGCAAGACUGGAUCGAAGAAAGAGCUCGUCGGUCACUGCAGGUGCGGGUGCGGGUACGGGUGCGGGUGCGGAUGCGGGUGGAGCGAACAAGAAUAUGCGCCAAGAGAUCGGCACCAGCACACGUUUUCCUCCUACCGCCUACGAUGCCAUUCAUGCAGAAUUGGACCAGCAGCGAUCAGGGACAAACGGCAUGGCUUGGUAUUUACCAAACGAUGUGCUGCGAUGUUUACCGCGAGCAGAGAGACCUUGCGAUGAGGGAGCUGGAGAGAGCAGAAGCGCGCUGAGGGAGUGGGUGGAGCAGGUCAAGAGACUUUUCAAGGAGACGAGGUGGUGGGAGGGCAGGGGUACGAAAGUGGAGCCAAAGACGCUGGUGCAGCUCUUGCACGCUGAAGAUGAGCUGCAAAAGAGCUGGGAGGAGUGCUUGAGGGAGGUGCGCAGCGUGCGCAAGGGUCGUCGAAAUGGACAGGCGGACGAUGAAGAAGCUUUGAACUGGGCGCUCGAAAUUUGCGAGGAAGCGCAUGAGGAUCUGUUGGAGAAGAUGAGGGAGAAGAGGAGAGAUCUGCACAAGGCGUCUAUGGAGCGUCUGGGGAGAAAGGUGCAGGAAUUUGUCGUGGCUCUGCAAAAUCAGGAAGUGGUAGAUGAUGCGAGACGCUUGCUGUUCGACUCCUCGACUCGCACCACCGGCACGAGCACAGACUUGGUGGAAGAGUUGAUCAAGGCUGAACCGGCCUUGCGAGAGUGUUGGAGCGAGCUCGUAGCGCUAGCACACAAGGUCGCGUGGGAGCUGCAGACGUACCUACGAAGAAAGGCUCGAAGACUGAACUGCGAUGCGCGGCGCGUUGGUUCGCACAAGGAGCGAGAUGAAGGCGAGGAGAAGAGUCUGCUUCAGCGGACGUCACGCUCGCAAUCGCACCUGCGCUCCGACGAGGACAUUUUGGAUCCGCAAGUUGGACAAGACGAAGUGCAACGAUGCGCAGAGAUGCUCCGAUCGUUGCUGCGCGAGCAGAAAAUGACGAGCGCGAAGAUUGCGAUUGGAAGGGUGGCUGCAUGUCUGUCGCGCCACGAGGCGAUCAGGCGUGCGCUGUAUCCCUCGACGAGGGAGCGCGAUGAUGUAGAGGUGAUCCGACCUCUGAAAGCGGUCAGAGAAGAAUCUCUAAAGGCUUGGGAAGCGCAAGUUUGUGCAGACGUUCUGCUUCUGGCCACACUCGCCCCGGGAGACGAUGCGCUGGACGAGCAGGAAAUAAGGUCCACAACGCUUCGAAGAAAGUGUCUGCUGCUCGUGGCGGAGAGAGCGCACGCGAUGCAUCUGGACUUGGCGGACCGGGAAGAGAGCGCUAGCGUGCAGCGCAUACUGCAACGUCUAGUCGAUGCUGAUCGGAUCACACAGGACAUUGUGGAUGAGUUUGGUCGCUCAAAGGAGACGAUGGAUGCGUCGGCCGAAUGGAUAGAAGAAGCCAGCUUGGAUCUCUUUCCUUUGUUGCGACACGAUUCGACGACGAAGACGAAGAGCUCGCUCGACCUUGCCCGCGCUGGCAACGCUCAGAUGGACGUGAAGAAAGUGCGCAACGCUACGACUACGAAGAAUAUCAAACCCUUGUUGGACCUGGCAGAGACGAGCGAUUUUGCUCAAUUACCGCCUGUCAGGCUUCAAGGUCUCGCUUAA